This is a messenger RNA of Seriola aureovittata, 1063 nucleotides long. It is a transcript of the gene lyrm1, whose product is annotated as LYR motif containing 1. NCBI's taxonomy places the organism in Eukaryota, Metazoa, Chordata, Actinopteri, Carangiformes, Carangidae. Bases 104 to 469 code for a protein of 121 amino acids. Gene Ontology annotation, cellular component: mitochondrion. The transcript has 5 exons. The record is from RefSeq and is a predicted model, not a curated record.
ACCUUUGAAAACGUCAUCAUCAGUGGACAAGUGUUUUUCUGCUGCCCUAGCAAGCUGCUUGCGAAUUAGCCUCUUCUUCAGACACAGUCGAUUUUGAUCCCAGAUGACGGCUUCCACUCGCAGGACAGUGCUGUCACUGUACAUGCGGGUGUUUCGCAUCGCCCGAACCUGGCAGGCACAGAGUGGGGUUACAGGUGACACAGAGACUGAGAGAAAGUACAUACUUCAGGAGGCCCGCACUCUAUUCAGGCAAAACCAGCAGCUCACAGAUCAAGAGUCAAUAAAGAAGUGUGUAGAAGAAUGUGAAGCAAGGAUAGAAAUAGGUCUACAUUACAGGAACCCAUAUCCAAGGGCUUCCUACUUACCACCACUGGGACUUGCAACUCAGAAGGGCAGGAAGCUACGAACGCAGCAGCGCCUGAGGAAGCAGGCCAAGCCAAUUUACUUACAGUCACAUGACGAGACCUGAUGCUCGAUUUUGCCGAUCCUCGCUGAGAGUUCAAGUUACCAAGGACAGGAAACUAGAGUGCAGUCACAAGUUGAUCUCACGGGUUGAGUUGUUCCAAGCACUCUAUCAUCAAGAACAUCUGUCAUUCAGGAAAAAGCCAUUUUUCGUUGUCAUGUCAUUUUUUACUGUGAACUAUAUAAAUAUAAAUUCUUAUUGCAGCUGAGGAGUGUCGGUUUUGUAAUAUAAGAUCAACUUGUGUAUUUUAUUUAUUUUUCUGUGUAAAAAAAUAUUGUUCCUCAAAUUCUUUCCAUAUUAAAUGGAAUCAUAUCGACCUGUUAUGUCUAAAUUGUGUCAAAAUACAAACAUUCAUUGUAAUUAAGCUGCUAGGAAACAACGUUGUCUUAAAGCUAAGUCUUACAGUAUACAUUGAGAAUAAAUUUGUGAAUUGAUAUGAAGAAUUCACAUGAUAUCUAUGUAAGAUCUCUGGGACACAUAACUCCUCCACAGCAUGUAUCCUUUUUAGGAACCACCCCCAUUCCUCAGCUUUUCCAUGCAGAUAGCCUGUUAAAUCAUGUAGAAAAUAUGAAAUAAACGCCAGAGGUGUUGGCAAUCGCA